Molecule: messenger RNA, 1097 nt
Organism: Fusarium graminearum PH-1
Lineage: Eukaryota; Fungi; Ascomycota; Sordariomycetes; Hypocreales; Nectriaceae
Exons: 2
Biological process (GO): iron-sulfur cluster assembly
Cellular component (GO): cytoplasm; mitochondrion
Molecular function (GO): 2 iron, 2 sulfur cluster binding
Source: RefSeq, a predicted model, not a curated record
CCAUGUUCACCUCAAGAUCGGUAGCAAGACUCGUCCUACGACGAGCAUGCUCUCCUCUUCCUGUUUCCUCUCCUCUGAGGCAAUUCUCCACAUCGAGACCUCUCGCCGUUAGCUACCACUCCUAUACUCUUCCCACCCACACCUCUACGCCUCCCAGAAACGACGAUGUCCCCGAAACAUCAAUAGCACAACCCGAUCCUCUUCCCAAAGUCCACGAGACCCGUCCGCCUCCCCAGCAGCCUCAGCAUCCUCAGCCGCCAAAGCAACAAGAAGCUGCGACGACAACAACGACAACGCAGAAUGACGUUCCCGCCACCUCGGCAUCAGCCCCGAAGCUAAACGAGAUGGAAGCCCAGAAGCCGAAGGCCGCCCGACCGCGAUCUAAGCUACGCCCACGCAAGGCUGCUAUGAAAUUGACGCCCUCUGCGGUAGAGCAAUUAAGAGAGUUGCUCGAUCAGCCCGAGCCGAAGCUCAUCAAGGUCGGCGUAAGGAACCGAGGAUGCAGUGGUCUAGCGUAUCACCUCGAAUAUGUCGACAAGCCUGGCGCUUUUGACGAGACGGUUGAGCAGGAUGGUGUCAAGGUCUUGAUCGACAGCAAGGCGCUUUUCAGCAUUAUUGGAAGCGAGAUGGAUUAUGUUGAAGACAAGCUCAACCAGCGCUUCGUGUUCAAGAACCCCAAUAUCAAGGAGGAAUGCGGCUGUGGCGAGUCAUUCAUGGUCUAGAUUGAAAUUGGCGUUGAAACAUUGCAUAUCACAAAUGCAUAAUAAAAAAUGGAAGCAUCAUCAUUUACGAGACGACAUCAUUUGUGCUCAGACGCGGCAUCACUCACAGUUUGUGGCAGGGAAGCCCUGCCAUGAUCAGUGCCAUGUCGGAAGUAGGGCAAUGAGCAGCAUGCAUGAUGCAUCUGCAUGUCUCUGUCUCGUAAUAACCGAAACAGGAGCCGGCGGGUGGAAGGCAUAGGAGCCAGUACCUCGAAUCGGCAUAAUCAACGGCGUUGGGUUAGACUGGAGGGAGGCAUCAUCUCCCUUUGUUUUGAGAAAACACAUUAUAUUAUAUACCAUUGUACUUCUUGGGUACAGAAUUGAAGAUACAAGUCA